AUGUUCGAGUCGAUGCAUAGUGACCGGCACGAAGAGCCGUGGAAGGUCUUAUUCCGCCAUUUACCGUCCCAGAGCUGCGAUCACCAGCUCUGGUGGGAAAGGCUGGCACCAGUUAUCGGAUCCUCCUUGGGUUUGACGGAUUAUGGUCUCGGUGCUCAGUAUCGGAAUCUCCUAUUAAUUUAUUCCAUUGUUAUACCAUCUCUCGGUCCGUUUCCAAACAAGAACGGGGCAAAAUCCACCUGGAUCAAUUGUAUGGCGAACAAUGCUGGGCCGUUAGAUGUCAGCGUGAACUAUCAACAAGGAUCGAAGUGUGCCUUUCGUAUUACAGUUGAACCUGUUGGCCUUCACGCUGGAGGUCAGUCAGACAUCAUUAAUGAGUUGGCUCCGAAGUCCCUGCUCCAGAGUCUGAACCAUAUCCAGCCAGAUAUCGACUUUACCUGGUUCGACCACCUUGACCGUACGCUUAUUCUGAAUACUCAACAGGCGCGCCAGUACUGGAGCUUGAUGGAACACCUUCCCUGCAAAUCUCAGACGGUGAUUGGACUCGACCUUCAUGAGGAUUCAUUCACAGUCAAGCCUUACCUCAGCCCUCUAUUAAAUGCAGCCGCUACAGGCGACAAUUUUCUCCGAGUCAUGUUUGACAAUCUGAGGGAUCUCUGCAGCACCAGCAACCUCAAGCUUGGUCUGUCAAAGGUGGAAGAGUACCUGAGCUCGACGACCCAUAAAAUUCAAGGGGAAAAAACCUAUCUUUCUUUCGACUGCAAGAGCCCUACCCAGUCCCGCAUCAAGAUCUAUUCCGCCGUGGACGUGACCUCACUUGACCAAGUUCAUGACUUCUGGACAUUGGGGGGCCGGCUUCAGGGCUUGGACAUUGAUAAUGGAUUUCGGAUCGUCGAGAAGAUGUGGAACAGCAUUUACCGUUGCCAAAUGCCCAGUGCGAAGUCAAAGGAGUUUUUGACCGUCAACUUUAAUUGGGAGUUGUCGCCCAAGGAUGGCAACGUUGCGCCAAAAGCAUACUUCCUCGUCAGCGAUGAUUAUGACAAGCAUAUCUCUCUGGCCGUGAUUGAUCUCUUUCAAGAACUUGGUUGGAAGGACCAUAUCCACCGACACAAAGCCUUGGAGAAGGAGGCAUACUCUGCCCACGAUCUGGAGGGACGAACUGAUAUCUACAUGUGGCUUGCUCUUGCAUACUCUACACGUUCAGGUCCGUACGUCACAGUUUAUACCAAUCCACUUGCUCGUCGCGUGUAG
Messenger RNA from Aspergillus affinis, 1251 nucleotides. RefSeq names its product fumigaclavine A dimethylallyltransferase easL (gene fgaPT1). Gene Ontology annotation, biological process: alkaloid metabolic process. The coding region runs from base 1 to 1251 and encodes 416 amino acids. Gene Ontology annotation, molecular function: transferase activity, transferring alkyl or aryl (other than methyl) groups. The transcript has 2 exons. Lineage: Eukaryota; Fungi; Ascomycota; Eurotiomycetes; Eurotiales; Aspergillaceae. The record is from RefSeq and is a predicted model, not a curated record.